Messenger RNA from Wyeomyia smithii (pitcher-plant mosquito), 2112 nucleotides. Its product is annotated as protein yellow-like. The record is from RefSeq and is a predicted model, not a curated record. The transcript has 2 exons. Bases 238 to 1830 code for a protein of 530 amino acids. Lineage: Eukaryota; Metazoa; Arthropoda; Insecta; Diptera; Culicidae. Gene Ontology annotation, cellular component: extracellular region.
GUCUUCUGCACGUCAGUCGCGAAACUUAGUGGCUCGGUUUAGGACGUGUGGACGCUAUUCUCUUGUCUCCCGGUUGGUGAUCGCUGGUGGUGUGGUCGAUUCCAGCAAAGUGUGCCCACCCGAAUUGGGUGUUAUUUUGUGUGCAAUUUAUUUUUGCUGAUUUCGGGAACUUUGGACGAAGAAAUAACAAAAACGAUAGAAAAAACUAACUGAGUUCUUAGAGUGCCAACGGUGAACAUGUGGAAAUUUACUGCGGUGUGUCUCGCCGUGCUGGGGCUAAGUUCGUGCGUCCAUGGGACCACCAAGCUGCAGGAACGAUACAGCUGGAAGCAGCUGGAUUUUGUGUUCCCGAGCGAACAGAUGAAGCAGCAAGCGCUGGCCAGUGGGGAUUAUGUGCCGACAAACGGACUUCCGGUCGGAAUCGAGCGGUGGCAGAAUAAGCUUUUCGUGUCGGUGCCACGGUGGAAGGAUGGUAUUCCGUCCACGAUGAAUUACAUCGACAUGAAUCAGACCCCCUCGGGGUCGCCGGCUCUGAUCCCGUACCCGGACUGGGCCAGCAAUGCGGCUGGAGACUGUGCGAACGGGUUGAAUACCGUUUAUCGUAUUAAAGCUGACAAGUGCGAUCGGUUGUGGCUGCUCGAUACGGGCACCGUUGGAAUUGGAAACACCACCCAACAGCUCUGUCCGUACGCGCUAAACAUCUUCGAUCUGAAAACGAACCGUCGGAUCCGUCGGUACGAACUGCGUGCGGAGGACACUAACCCGAACACUUUCAUUGCUAAUAUUGCUAUUGACAUGGGAAGCAGCUGCGAGGAUACCUUCGCCUACAUGUCCGAUGAGUUGGGCUACGGAUUGAUUGCGUACUCGUAUGAGAAGAACAAAUCGUGGCGAUUUGCGCAUAGUUUCUUCUUCCCGGAUCCACUGCGUGGAGACUUCAACAUUGCCGGACUGAACUUCCAGUGGGGAGAGGAAGGUAUCUUUGGAAUGUCUCUUUCGCCGCUGCAGGCCGACGGAUUCCGCACGAUGUACUUCUCGCCCUUGGCGAGCCACCGCGAGUUUAUGGUAUCAACUAAAACACUUCGCGACGAGGAGCGAGUGGAGGAAAGCUUCCACGACUUCCAGUAUCUGAAGGAACGAGGACCAGACGCGCACACCACUUCGCGUGUCAUGAGCGAAAACGGACUCCAGCUGUUUAAUUUGAUCGAUCAGAACGCUGUCGGUUGUUGGCAUUCGUCUCUUCCAUACAGCCCCGAAUACCACGGCAUUGUUGAUCGUGACGAUGUGGAGCUGGUCUUCCCCGCUGAUGUUAAAAUUGACGAAUCGGAAACCGUUUGGGUCAUAUCCGAUCGGAUGCCGGUGUUCCUGAUUACCGAGCUGGACUACAGCGAUGUCAACUUCCGAAUUUUCAGUGCCCCUCUCAGUGUCCUGGUUUCGGGCACCGUAUGCGACGUUCAGCCAAACCUCAGUUCUGCCUCAGUCCAGCCCAAAUUCGGAGGUGUCGAGUCGGACACCACACUGAUUCAGACAGGCUACACGCAACCCUACAGCUACACACCUGUGUCAUACGCUCCAACCAGUGCUCCAGUAACGUCCUACGAGACGCCCUCCUCUCACAUGUACUCGACUCAACUCUACCCAACAACCGCUAAGGCGUAUCACUUCAACAAGUAUCACAACGUCGAAUAUCACGCACAUGGCAACGGACACGGUCCAGAGUAUCACCAUCACCAGCACCCGCACGAUCACUCCGGCUACUAUUCUGGCCAUCGCUACUGGGGCGGCAGUGGCGGCAGCAAAAAGCACGAAUCCCUGAAGCAAUACUUCUACUAAGGGUGAAGGAAGCACCUAGUUAAACUGUGAAUAGUUUAGGAGCACAUCCGACGACUCGGUAGCCAGUCGCCGGUUCGGUUAUUAAUUUAGAUAAAUUAUUAACUUGUGAAGCCGAGAAGCACUUUAAGCGUCUUUGCUUUGUUAUGUAGCGAAUUAGAUAAUUAAAUAAAAUAUAACAGAAAUGAAAGUGAGAAAGAGAGAAACAAAAAAAACGAAGACGGAGAGAAAAAGUGGUCUAAGCUAAGAUUGUUACGAAAUAAAUACCUACGGUAAUAUGGAGAA